Oldenlandia corymbosa var. corymbosa is the source of this 597-nucleotide messenger RNA. The record is from the annotation of a GenBank genome assembly. NCBI's taxonomy places the organism in Eukaryota, Viridiplantae, Streptophyta, Magnoliopsida, Gentianales, Rubiaceae.
AUGCAAAGCUCCAAAGAAGAAACCAAGAAGCAGCAAAAGCGUGGUGGACUCGGAAGAAGCAGAAGAAGCUGCUGUUCUAAGGCUUUGUGGUGCAGCUCUAGGCUGAGUGUUUCGUCGUCCGAAGAAGAAUCCGAAAUCUCAGUAAAUUCUUCUGAAAGGUAUCCCACAAUAUCUAGCAUAGCACAUGCCAUGGUUCAAGAGAAGCUAGACCAGAUGAUCAAAGAGCGGAAACAGCAGCAACAUCAGGAAGCGAGAAAUAAACAAGACAGGUGGCGACGAUCAAGAGAAGAAGGAGGGAAUUACCGUGAUCAGCGUGAUCAUGGAUCAUCAUCAUCAUCAUCAAAGUUCGUAGUAAUGCUGGCAAUGGAGAAGUCCUCUUAUGAUCCCAGAGAGGACUUCAGAGAAUCCAUGCAGCAGAUGAUAACUGCAAACAGGAUUUAUGAGCCAAGGGAUCUGCGACGCCUCUUGAAUUUUUAUGUGUCCAUGAAUUCUGAAGAAUAUCAUGGUGUUAUACUUGAGGUGUUCCACCAAGUAUGUACCACCUUAUUCUUAUCUUGUAAACAAAAUAUACACAGAAGGAAGCACUAUUAUUUGUAG